AUGCGUCUCAUUGUGACCCGUCUGACGAUCAGAUGGCAGGUCUAUGUUCUUAAAGACACAUGGCGCGACGAGCGACGAGCGCUCGAAGGUGAACUACUGGAGAUGAUAGGUGAUUGUGAAGGAGUCGCCCAGUUGCAUUCGUACUGCAGUGUCACCAUCGAUGGCCAGACAGAUACGACACACUCGCUCAUUCGUCGAGAUUUGGUCGUAGCAGACACACCAAGAUCAAUCGAGACGAACCAAGAACAGACGAAACCGUCUGCGGAGGCUCCGAACUAUCGACCUAAUUCCCCGGACGGAGAACGCAGUGGCACGACGAGAUAUCUUCCCGACCAGGAUUUCUUACCUCCAUUAGCGCUUGAGCAAGGACUGCCACCGUUGCGCAAGGUUCACUCAAGGCUAGUCGUCAGGACAUAUGGAUGGCCAAUCAAGUAUGCGCUCUCUCCGGCCGAAUUACUUUGCGUCGUUGCCGACGCGGUGAGAGGUCACAAGAAUUCUUAUUCACGAGAUAUUUUGCAUCGUGAUGUCAGCGAAGGGAAUAUCCUUGUCAUGCCUGUCAUGGUGAAUGGCAAGAGGGUGUUCAAAGGUGUACUCAUUGAUUAUGACAAUGCAAUCAAGUUCAGUACCCAUCAAACGCUUGCAGAUGAUCCUGCAUCGGGCACUCGUCCCUUCAUGUCUGGAGAAUUGCUUCAACAGUGGCCCUACUUUGUGAAGCCGGGCGAGAUGUCAGCUCCUCGACAUGAUGCAAUUCAUGACCUAGAAAGUUUCCUCUGGGUUCUUGUCUAUAUUUGUCUUUCUCGUGAUGGUCCAGCUCAUCGACGUCGAGAAAUCUGGGAUAAUAGUAAGGAGACCCAGCUUCUUCGCGAUAACUGGAGGGCACUCUUUGAAGGAGAAAACCUACUGUUGGCGGAGCGCAAGCAAACUCUCAUCAGGAAUAGGGAUGACUUUGCAUUUCGAGUGCUUCGCUUUCUCCCAGUCUACUACAAACCACUAGAAGAGGUGCUCCGGAAGCUGCGCGAUAUUCUCGAAACUGCAUACCGCUCGCGGGAGUUUAACAACGUGCACGAAGACUUCAUCGAAGCCAUGGAGGCCGCUCGGCUUGGCUUAGAGCCUAUCACGGAUCCCAAGCAUAUCGCGCUGCAGGAACGUGAAAUCGAACGCAGACGAACCGACGAUGGUCGCACAGGAGAAAUAUCUCCCACUUCAAAAGGAAUGAAUAUGGGCACUGCCGCAUCGGGAUCUACGGCGUCGCACGGUCUUCAAGAACCCGAAUCCCCCACCCCUAAACGUACAAAAUCGACUUCAGAUAUGCUGGAAUUACCAUCUGCACGUUGA
Messenger RNA from Fibroporia radiculosa, 1335 nucleotides. RefSeq lists its product as uncharacterized. Bases 1 to 1335 code for a protein of 444 amino acids. Lineage: Eukaryota; Fungi; Basidiomycota; Agaricomycetes; Polyporales; Fibroporiaceae. The record is from RefSeq and is a predicted model, not a curated record. Gene Ontology annotation, molecular function: ATP binding; protein kinase activity. Gene Ontology annotation, biological process: protein phosphorylation. The transcript is spliced from 3 exons.